CGAGCGCUGGGAGGGUAGCGGGACUUCAGUGCUGGGCGCCGCUCCGGGGCUGGUCAUGAACGGGCCGGCGGACGGCGAAGUGGACUACAAGAAGAAGUACCGGAACCUGAAGCGGAAGCUCAAGUUCCUCAUCUACGAACACGAGUGCUUCCAGGAGGAACUGAGGAAGGCACAGAGGAAACUGCUGAAGGUGUCCCGGGACAAGAGUUUCCUCCUAGACCGGCUCCUGCAGUACGAGAACGUGGAUGAAGACUCUUCGGACUCAGAUGCCACUGCAUCUUCAGAUAACAGUGAGACAGAGGGGACACCCAAGUUGUCGGACACGCCAGCCCCCAAGAGGAAACGAAGCCCUCCGAUGGGGGGUGCCCCCUCGCCCUCCAGCCUCUCUCUGCCUCCUUCAGCAGGGUUUCCCCUUCAGGCCUCCGGGGCCCCCUCCCCAUACCUGAGCUCGCUGGCUUCCCCCCCCUACCCCCCAUUCCCUUCUGACUACCUGGCCCUGCAGCUGCCCGAGCCCAGCCCCCUGAGGCCCAAGCGGGAGAAACGGCCCCGCCUGCCCCGGAAACUCAAGAUGGCGGUGGGACCCCCUGACUGCCCUGUGGGAGGGCCGCUGACCUUCCCCAGCCGGGGUUCUGGGGCUGGGGUGGGGGCAGCCCUGGCCUCACUGCCUCCCACUAAGAUGCCCCCCCCUACGAUCCUGAGUGCAGUCCCUCGGCAGAUGUUCAGCGAUGCAGGCAGCGGGGAUGAUGCCCUGGAUGGAGAUGAUGACCUGGUGAUCGACAUCCCGGAGUGACCCCCUCUGCCCAGCCCCUGUCCAGCCCCCUGUGCCAGCACAUGAGCCCCAGCUUCCACAGAGACAUUUAUUGACGCCCAGUUGCCAUGCUGCGGCCACUGACACAAUCAGAAGAGGCGUAAACAUGCACAAACGUCCCCUGGAAGGAGGGCCCCUCCCCAGGAAGGGCAGGAGGCUGCCCUCACAUCCUGGCCCCGUCCCGGGGACACUGAUUUAAAUGAGUGGCUGGGAACAUCUGCCACCCCUCGGAGAGGCCGGGACCCUGCGGUGCCUCCCCCCUCCAUUUAAAAGGGCAGCUGUACAGGGCUAGAUGUGUUGUUUUCAAACGAAGAUUCUGUAGUAAAGGAGUGGCUCUUUUUUGGGUUU
Molecule: messenger RNA, 1156 nt
Organism: Myotis daubentonii (Daubenton's bat)
Lineage: Eukaryota; Metazoa; Chordata; Mammalia; Chiroptera; Vespertilionidae
Gene: INO80E
Product: INO80 complex subunit E
Biological process (GO): chromatin remodeling
Cellular component (GO): nucleus; Ino80 complex
Source: RefSeq, a predicted model, not a curated record